UCGUGCGAAUGUGAUAGUCGAUGGACGGUGAUGGACCAUACUAACUAUUGAGAAUUGAAAAAUCUGAAUUUAUAUUUAUUAAAUACUUAAAAUUAUUUCCUAUUUAUUUUAAUCACCAAGAAACGUUUGUAGAACAUUUUUGUACCUAGUGUAUUUCACUUUAUAAAAAUGAAUACAAUGUAUUCGAAUCCUGAGAAUUUACCUGUUGAGAAUGUUACGAUUUCAGCUGCAAACGACGGUGUGGUUCAGAUAAUAAAGGCUUUGGACCCAUACUGGGUUGAGAAAAAGAAUCUAAUACUGUAUGAGAAGCCGCCAACAGGCAGUGGGAUGAUUAUAGGAGCUCUGGACUCAUGGAGAUCGAAAAUGUCACUGUAUCUAGAGAACUUAAAAUGGCUGUUAAGUUUAGAGCACCAUAGAUUUUGGAGCACAGUUCUCUAUCAUUCCCAGUGUAUGGAUUCUCUUAUUUCAUUCCUUCAAGAAUCCUCUCCGCCAUACAUUCGACCACAUGAAUGUAAAGAAAUUCAAAAUUUAUAUGAAGAAAUCAGAAGGCUAGUUUUUGUUGCAUUUAGUAGACUGAUUACGAAUAAGGAGAGUAAGACACAAUGGAUGACUAAGGAACAUAUGGCAAGUUUAAUAUAUGACAAUUUUAUAUUUACAAUACCGGUAUUAUGGGAUAUAUGUUUAACAUAUGGUGUAGAUAAUAGCCGACAUGUCUCGAGGCUGGUAGACGCUGUGUAUACACUGCAGCCUAGGUAUGAAGGGGAUACUGCACAAGCGCUAGUUUUUGUACAUGAGGCCUUCAAAUACAUAAUUUUACAAGUAAAUAAAGACUAUGAUUGUGAGGAUCCACCAAAUUUACCUGAAACAUUUAAAGGUUUUGGGGAAAUAAGACGACCAACAAAUUCCAAAGGGCAAGAGAAACUCACAUUUGAUACACUUCGGGAUCUGGUUGUCCAUAUGCUUGAUUCUGCCAUGACCUUAAGAAUAUAUGUAGAAGUCUACUCAAAGGGUGUUCAUAUAUUGAAGAGUACAAACUUUAUUUUAAGUAUAGUUCAAGUGUAUGAGUAUGGAAUACCACAUCUAUAUGAGAAGUUAGAGGAGGUCGGUGACCCCACCCGUGUUAGUUACACAGAGGUCGAAGAGUUCAUUGACCUCACCAGAUCAGAACUCAUUGAUAUAUUCAGAGAGGUGCUGGCUGUUUACAAGAACGCUAUUUUCAGCGGAGAAAGCAAUAUAUCAAACAAUGUUGAAGCCUAUCUGUCUGUCAUGAUGGACGCACUGUCUGAACGACUUCUAAUAAAAGACUACCAUUCGUGCCACCCAGUACAUGAAGAUAUUGAUAUGCUGCGACAAGCCUAUCCUGCUAUUGAUACAGUAAAAACAGAUUUUAUAUUACAAGCGAUAUACUCCAACCUAGACGAAGAAAUACCGGAACGUGACCAAAGACAAUGUCAGCAUGGAAUCCAUUUGAACGGCCAUCUUGAAACCAUAGAUAUACCCUCAUCAUCCAGAGACAUUGACAUACCAGAUAACGUUAGAGAGCAAUCUUUAAUUAGUGAGGUUAAGGACAUAUUGCCGCAUCUUGGAGAUGGAUUUGUUUUGAAAUGUCUGGAAUACUACGGAUUUCAGGUUGAUAGGGUUGUAAAUAGUGUUUUGGAGGAUACGUUGGCGGAACCAUUAAGAAAAUUGGACAAAGACCUACCAAUAAUCCCAGAAGAUCCAGUCGACAGAAAGUUCCUAGAAACUGGAGUGGAAAGACUUAACGUGUUUGAUGGAGACCAGUUUGAUAUAAUGACCCGUGAUGAUGUGGACCUGAGUAAGAUUCAUAUUGGGAAGAGGAAAUCGAAGUACAAAGACCUUAAGGAUAUGUUAAAUGACAAGACGGACGUGAAAACCAGGGUUGAUAUAUACAGCAAAUACAAUCUGGUAUGUGACGAAGAAGCACUAUACUCCGAUGAGUAUGACGACACAUAUGACUCAGAUGGCAUAGCCCCAACUAAAGAUAUGACAGAUGACACUAGGAGACCAUUUGUGACCCCUCGUGCUUUGCUCAACACGAAAAAGGAUGUUGAGGAAUACGAUGAAUCGGAGAGUGAAGACGAGAAACCAAGUCAGGAGAAGAGUGAUAGAAGAGAUUUCUGUGUCAAUCCUGAAGAGAUGAGAGCUAGGCGAGAGGCUAACAAUGCCAGGGGAAGGAGAAAACCCGUGCCUGCCAGAAACGUUGACGUCGCAGGCGCUCCUAAAGGCCAAGGGCAGACGAAGGACGUCCUCAACAAUAGAGAUCGGAAAGAAAAACACAAGUCUUCCAGAGCUAACCAUAAUAGACGACAAGGAGCGCAAUGGAAACGUAGUCAGGGCAUGAUGCCUUCAUAGUAUUUAACCGCAAAAAACCCGCAGUGAAAAACCCGCUUGAAAUGAAAAAAAAUCCUAUAUCGUAACACUUUAGUCUCCAUAUACAGUAAUCCUCUCUAUAACACGGACCGGCGUUAUUAGAAAUCGCGUUGUAAGAGUUCUUGUAAUUAUUUUUGAAUAAUUUAAAAACGAGAUACACGAAUUUAAUAAAGUUCUUUUGUUUAAUAAUACAAUUUAAAUUUACUCAGAAAUCUUCGCGUUAUAUUGGUGAUGUGAAUCGCGUUAUACGAAAAUGAGUUAUACUAUUGCUUUUCGUGUGUACACAUAGGUCUAUUUUUAAUUUACAAUUGUUAUUUCAUGAAGUUAUUUUUAAAUAAAUUUGCUUUCUCUACAUUUUGGACUCCAGUUAUUCCACAUAUAUAGUCUUUAUUGGUAUUAAAUAUAGCGGUUAAAACCCGCAGUUUUUGUAUUAUUUGGAAACAUACAAACCAAAUGUACUGUAAUGGUUCCUGUAUUCUCUUAUUAUUACGUAAAAAGUCUCCUAAUUAUUUCUUAUAUAUUAAGGCAUCUAAUCGUGGUUCGGAAUUCACCAUAUUUCGAAAUGAAAUAUAUUUUUGACCCAUCAAACCAUAAAUUAAAUUUAUAUAGAUUUUUUCCUUUUCGUUCGUAAAUUAUAACUUAUUACUGUGUGAAGUGAAAAUUUGUUCAAACUUUUAGUAUUUUUUAAUCUAUAUCUGUAUAUAUCUAUCUAUUUAAAGGUCAGUUAUGCACUUCUGACUAUCUAUCUAUCUAUAUAACUUAACAUAAGAUGAGCUUCUUGCCGAUACAAAAAAAAAAUUACAAAGCUAGAAUGGGCUUAGGGACUACUGAUUUAAAAUAUUUUAAUGAUGUAAUGAAAUGAAUGCCUAUAUUCCCACCCACAACUAAGAUAGCACGUUAGCGUUAUACGUACAAACUAACGAUUCUUGCCAAUAGAGUUAGAUAUAUAUACGAUUCAUAAAGGUUUGUUAAUCGGAUAUCGUUAGUCAUCUCUUUUUAUCACAGUGUAAUAGCAUAUAACAGAAAGAGACGAAAGAAUACUGUAGUUCAAUUAGACCAAUGACAAGUGACACAUUUGUCAGCCUACUAAUAGCGGCCAUUUUUUAUUACUAUUAAACAAUUGCUUUACUUUUCUCAAUUCCAAUUAAACCAUUCUAAACAAAAUAAUUUUGCGAAAUGAACGUCCUAUGAAGCUUAAACUGACAUAAUAUAUCUUAAGCUUAAAUUAAAUCUGAAGCCUAAAUUGACUAAAUCCCCAAAGACCUUUCAGGCUUUCUACCAUAAUACCAGACCGUAAAGCAUAGUCUAGACUUUAUGACUUUGACACUUUUGGUGUGUUAAUCACACCGUCAAAUGUCAAAAUUUAAAUUUUGUUUUUUUUUUAAUGUCACUCGUCAAGGAAAUAACUUACAAUAUGUGUCGGGAGAGUAUAUUUUUGUCAUUGAUACAUUAUAUCCCUGUAGUUUAAUAAAUUAUAUAUUUAUA
Pieris rapae (cabbage white) is the source of this 3876-nucleotide messenger RNA. RefSeq names its product activating signal cointegrator 1 complex subunit 2. Bases 169 to 2373 code for a protein of 734 amino acids. Lineage: Eukaryota; Metazoa; Arthropoda; Insecta; Lepidoptera; Pieridae. The record is from RefSeq and is a predicted model, not a curated record. The transcript has 13 exons. Gene Ontology annotation, biological process: regulation of DNA-templated transcription. Gene Ontology annotation, molecular function: ubiquitin binding.